UUCAACGUCCUUGACGCCAUUUUAGAAAAUCGACGGGACAAUUUCGAUUUCUGGUCGCAAUAUAACACCAUGUUUCGUGCCGUUGCCCAACGCUUAUCCUCUAGUCUAACUGCGGUUGCUAGGAACAAUGUACAGAGACAGUGUUUAGUCAAGACAUAUAAUUAUGUUAAGGGAUAUGAUCUGGUACCAGAACCAAGGAUUAUCAUUGCCUGUUUGCGGGCGUGCCGGCGAGUAAAUGAUUAUGCUCUAGCUGUCCGAUAUCUAGAAGCUGUACAAGACAAGUGUGGCCCCCGCCUAAAAAAAAUCUGGCCAUAUAUCCUUCAAGAAAUCAGACCCACCCUGGAUGAAUUAGGUAUCAGCACCCCAGAAGAGAUGGGAUAUGACAAACCUGAGCUUGCUCUAGAAGAUGUAAUGGAUAUGCAUGGAUAGAUGAUCAGUAAUAAUUAGGAUAAAGAAUUUAUUCAAGAAAGUGUCACAGGAAAGAACAGAUCUUUCACUCUUCGAAAGUGUCUAAUAACAGACUGGACUGUGUUAGCGGUGUGACUGUGUGACAAUAAACAUUUGACAAGGUGUGAUCUCUGUACAUAUAAAUAAUGACAAUGAAAAUCAUAUCUUCAUUCUCAGUUUCCUUUGUGAGAAACGAAAUCAACCUGGUCACUUUUGUGCGAAUUAACUACGUAACCUCAGCUCUUUUGGAGUACAGCAUCCUUUGAUAUGUGUACAUGUAUUAUAAAUGAAGUCACCCAAUUAACCUUAGUAUGUAGUAUUGAUUCAUCUUGUCUCAAUUUCAACACAACAAAUUUUUAUUUCAUAAGAGAAAAGUCUCUUGAGAUAUGAACAGGUCAAAAACAAAACAUUGGUUAAAAAAGAUUAACUCUGUUGUCAGGCCUUUCAAUUUCAUACAGUUUACAGCCUUUGAUGCCAUUAGUAUUGUUAGCAUUGAUUCCAAAUAUUUGAAAAUGUGUGUGUUGUGAAAUGUUUGCCAAAUAUACCUGUAUCAUAUCGGA
Messenger RNA from Lineus longissimus, 1007 nucleotides. RefSeq names its product cytochrome c oxidase subunit 5A, mitochondrial-like. Gene Ontology annotation, biological process: mitochondrial electron transport, cytochrome c to oxygen. Gene Ontology annotation, cellular component: mitochondrial inner membrane. NCBI's taxonomy places the organism in Eukaryota, Metazoa, Nemertea, Pilidiophora, Heteronemertea, Lineidae. The transcript is spliced from 5 exons. The coding region runs from base 70 to 429 and encodes 119 amino acids. The record is from RefSeq and is a predicted model, not a curated record.